Molecule: messenger RNA, 732 nt
Organism: Osmia lignaria (orchard mason bee)
Lineage: Eukaryota; Metazoa; Arthropoda; Insecta; Hymenoptera; Megachilidae
Biological process (GO): DNA integration
Molecular function (GO): nucleic acid binding
Source: RefSeq, a predicted model, not a curated record
AUGUUGAGCGAUAAUGGGACCGUCUUCCACGGAGCGGACCGGGAGUUGCGCAACAUGUUCCGCGGCGCUUCCGCCUUCUACCUAAACGCCGCAGCUUCGCUGGCAGCCGAAGGCACGGAUUGGAGCUUCAUCCCUCCGUAUGCUCCGCACUUCGGGGGCCUAUGGGAGGCAGGAGUUAGAACGGUUAAACAUCAUUUGCGAAGAAUCGUCGAAAACGCCACGCUUACCUUCGAGGAGAUGACGACGCUUCUGUGCCAGGUGGAAGCUUGCGUAAAUUCACGGCCGCUACAUCCACUUUCCGACGACCCCUCGGACCUGUCGGCAUUAACACCCGGACACUUUUUAAUCGGUGAACCCACUUGUAUCGUUCCGGAUCCAGAAUCCGACUCGCAUGAUAUUUCUCUUAUUUCGCGCUGGCGACAAAUAUCUGCAUUACGUUCUCACUUUUGGCACAGGUGGAGGCGGGAAUAUCUGCAGCAUUUGCAGCAACUUCCCAAGUGGCGUCAGCAGAAGGAGAACCUGAAGCUGGGGACACUAGUGUUACUACGCGACGAGUUGCAACCACCGGCAAAAUGGCCGAUGGGCCGGGUUGAAGCCCUUCAUCCAGGGCCAGAUGGACGAGUAAGAGUAGCCACCUUGAAAACUACUAGCGGUUCCGUCACCAGACCAAUCGUCAAGUUGUGCCCCCUCCCGGUGCCCUCUGCUGACGUCACUUCACCUACUUCCACGUAA